AUGCCACUCGUCCACUUUUACUAUCGGUCUGAUCCCGUGGUGGCGGCAACGCGGUCGGCGUUAUCGUCACCGCUCUCGUCGGUGAUAUCGUCGCCCCCAUUCAGCGGCAGCGGCGAGAACAGUGAGAUGCGCGGCGGAAGCAGUCGGCGCGACUCCCAUGCGGAGCGCCCACCUCUCUCGAUAUUCACCGAUGCUCGCACUACUGCCACGGUCGAUGUGUUUGGUGUCGCGGGGUAG
Messenger RNA from Trypanosoma grayi, 237 nucleotides. RefSeq lists its product as hypothetical. The coding region runs from base 1 to 237 and encodes 78 amino acids. The transcript has a single exon. NCBI's taxonomy places the organism in Eukaryota, Euglenozoa, Kinetoplastea, Trypanosomatida, Trypanosomatidae. The record is from RefSeq and is a predicted model, not a curated record.